UGAGAGUUUUGGGGUUUUUGUUUACACUUAACCAAUUUUCCCCUUUAAAAUAUUUUUCUUAGUAUCGAGCUGCUUUAGGGGUAGUUGAGCUGCUUCGGGUCAUGACAGAAAGUAAAAGUCUAUCAUUUAGCUCUGAAGGGGAAUAUUCCCCCAUCGCUUAUCACUCAGUCAAUGACCUCGGCUCAUCGGUCGUAGUUCCAGAACACAAGUUUCAUUUUCACCACCAAGGCACAAUGCUGUGCCUUUUCUUUUUAGUCGGUGUUUUUACCAUUCCAACAGAGACUGUCGCAAACUCGUACGUUGCAGGCGUGUUUGAGCACAGGGUCAUCUUAAACCCAGACCCCCGGGUCCCGGUGACCCGCCAGGAGGCCCUUCAGCACAUGACGAAAAACCUUGAUGUUUACGAGGAACAGGCCGCGCGCGCCGCGCAGCAGGGGGUUGACAUCCUGGUCUUCCCAGAGGAUGGAAUUCAUGGCUUUAACUUCACUCGUUCCUCCAUCUCUGGAUACCUGGAAACCGUCCCUGAUCCCCAGCAGGAGACCUGGAACCCCUGCAUGGAGCCCGGCAGACACAACAACACAGAGGUUCUCCAGCGAUUAAGCUGUAUUGCUCGCCGUUACAAGCUCUAUGUGGUGGCCAACAUGCCCGACCUGCAACCCUGCCCUCUGCAGAGUGACCCCUCCUCAUCCUGCCCCCCUGAUGGACGCUGGCAGUUCAACACCAAUGUGGUCUUCAGCUCUGAAGGCCUGCUUGUUGCACGCUACCAUAAACAAAACCUCUACUUUGAGGAUUCCUUUGACACGCCCCCACAGCCUGAAAUCAUUACAUUUGACACACCUUUUGGGGGAAGGUUUGGACUCAUCAUCUGCUUCGACAUCCUCUUCCAUGACCCGACAGUUACUCUUGUGGAAAGGGGUGUCCGUCAGCUGAUCUUCCCCACUGCAUGGAUGAACGCGCUCCCUCUGCUGGACUCCAUCCAGUUUCAGCGUGCCUUCAGCCUGGGCGCCAAUGUCACCCUGCUGGCCGCCAACACCCGCAACGACGGCCUCAUCAUGACUGGAAGCGGCAUCUUUACUCCGUUCUCUGCAACUUACCACCACGCCCAACCAGGUGACCCGGAGGAGGGCAGGCUUCUGGUGGCCAGAGUGCCGGUCUUGGAGGAGAGGGCGGAUGUGGCAGCAAAGGUUCCAUCUCCGUCUUUUGCGGUUGCUGACCACUGCGCCAAAGAGAGCUGUGCUGACCUCUCUGCUGACCCUGCUUCCACAUCCUUCAUCUCAGACAUGAUGCACGACCCGUUCACAUUCGUCCUCCUGAAUAAGAUGGAGGACAAUGUCAAAGUCUGCAACGGCACUUUUUGCUGUCAGCUGCAGUACAAAUGGAUGGCACAAAGCAAAGAGCUGUAUGCACUUGGAGCUUUUUCAGGGCUGCACACAGUGAACGGACGCUACAGUCUGCAGGUCUGUGCAGUUGUGCGCUGUGCCAGUGAGGACGCCAGCUCCUGUGGACAGAAGGUAGAAGAGGCAGAGUCUAGGAUGGACUUUGUGCUGGAGGGCAGGUUUGAUACCAAAUACGUGUACCCGUCGGUUCUGGUGAGCCCCAUGGUUCUGGAGCAGCCCGAGCAGCUGGAGAAAACGGAGGAUGGAAGAGUGGCGAUGAAACACGGCAGCAUGAGCGGGGGCCUGAUCACCGCCUGUCUGUACGGACGAGCGUACCACCUGGACAACGAAUGAACUGUCCUCUGAUACAAGAGUGACGGAGACGGUGAAAAACCUCUGAGCCAAAUAAAAUAUCAGAAAACAAA
Oryzias latipes (Japanese medaka) is the source of this 1801-nucleotide messenger RNA. It is a transcript of the gene btd, whose product is annotated as biotinidase. The record is from RefSeq and is a predicted model, not a curated record. Gene Ontology annotation, molecular function: hydrolase activity, acting on carbon-nitrogen (but not peptide) bonds, in linear amides. NCBI's taxonomy places the organism in Eukaryota, Metazoa, Chordata, Actinopteri, Beloniformes, Adrianichthyidae.